CAAUCAUGCUCUCUGUCCCAGGAUUGAGAAAUAGCAGGGAGGAAGAAGCUUACAAAUUUACAUGACUUCUCUUUUACUGUACUGCUUGACGGCUGUAUUUUGUUUGUGUAAGGUCUCAUGUUGUAGUAAUGUUAACUCUUCCAAACUAAAACUCAUCACCUACCACUGAUAACUCCUUCCCUUCUUCCUCUUCUCUUUUCUCUCUCCCCCCUUCUCUUAAAAAGAUCUCAAAUUUCCAUGUCCAUCAUCCCCUACUCUUUACCACAAGCAACAAUAAAGCCCCUUUCUUCUUCUUGUCAUUUGUGGCUUUGGGGCACACAGAAAGCUCCACCCCAGCUUAGAUUCACGCUCACAUUUUCAUUUCUUGAAAGGAAAUCUACGCUUUUUUGCUAUUUAACUUUACCCUUUCACAAUUGGAUUCAUUUGGGUGUCUUCCAAGUGUGUUGCUUUUGACAUUGGUUUUUGGGUUUUGUUUAGUCUUUUGAGAUCUGGGGUAUUGAGGAGUUGGUAUGGCGAGGGCGUUUCAAAGAUCUAUGCUUUAAAGGUUUCUUUUGUGACGUUCAUUAUAGAGAGGGUUUGGGCAUCUGAAAACCAAGAUGGCCAAUGAUCUAAACGCUGAACUAUCCAAGAAAACUGCCGUUUUGGGUCUCAAGGUCUGGGAAGUGAUUGGAAUUUGUGUUGCAUUAUUUAUCAUAAUCAUCCUCUCUGUACUGUCCUUCUGUUUAACUUCACGGAAGAAAUCUAAAAGAGAUAGAAACCGUCUUCCCCUUAGCCAAAUCCCAACUAUUUCCAAGGAAAUUAAGGAAGUUCGAGUGGAACAGGUAUCGACAAAUGAAUUUGUACCUCGUGAUGGGAUUCUUCUCACAAUUCAUGACAAGUCCAGGGACAAAGAAUCGGAUAAGGUCUUGGUUCAUCUAGGCAUGGGGAAAGGGAAGAAUGAAGGCAAUAUGAGUCAGUCAGAUUCUUUUGAUCAUUUAGAGAAAGAUUGUGGAUCACAGUCAGGUGAAGAAGGGAGUUCCGGAACAGUAACUGUAUAUAAACCUUCUUCUUCAUACCCUAUUACCGCUCCUUCUCCGUUGAUUGGCCUGCCUGAGUUCUCUCACUUGGGUUGGGGUCACUGGUUCACCUUGAGGGAUCUUGAGCUUGCAACAAAUCGGUUUUCUAAGGAGAAUGUCCUUGGUGAGGGUGGAUAUGGAGUGGUUUAUCAGGGACAUUUGAUCAAUGGCACUCCAGUGGCAGUAAAAAAGAUCUUGAACAACUUGGGCCAAGCGGAAAAGGAGUUUAGGGUGGAAGUUGAAGCCAUUGGUCAUGUUCGACACAAGAAUUUGGUUCGUCUUCUGGGAUAUUGCAUAGAAGGGACACACAGGAUGUUGGUCUAUGAGUAUGUCAACAACGGGAACUUGGAACAGUGGCUUCAUGGAGCUAUGCGUCAGCAUGGAUAUCUUACUUGGGAGGCGCGCAUGAAGGUUCUACUUGGCACGGCUAAGGCUCUUGCCUAUUUGCAUGAGGCCAUUGAGCCAAAAGUGGUGCAUCGAGACAUCAAGUCGAGUAAUAUAUUAAUUGAUGAUGACUUCAACGCCAAGGUUUCUGAUUUUGGCUUGGCCAAGUUGCUUGGUGCUGGCAAAAGCCAUGUAACGACUCGAGUUAUGGGAACCUUCGGAUAUGUGGCUCCUGAAUAUGCAAAUAGUGGACUCUUGAAUGAAAAGAGUGAUGUUUAUAGCUUUGGGGUUGUGCUGUUAGAAUCGAUCACCGGAAGAGAUCCUGUAGACUAUGGCCGCCCUACUCAUGAGGUAAAUCUUGUGGAUUGGUUGAAAAUGAUGGUCGGAAACAGACGGUCUGAAGAAGUAGUAGACCCAAAUAUUGAAGCGAGGCCAUCAACAAGAGCUCUAAAACGUGCCCUGUUGACCGCUUUGAGGUGUGUUGAUCCAGAUUCUGAAAAAAGACCUAAGAUGGGUCAAGUAGUUCGUAUGCUCGAGUCUGAGGAAUAUCCCAUUCCAAGAGAGGAUCGUAGGCAUCGAAGAACUCGAGGAGGCAGCAUGGAAAUUGAAUCUCAAAGGGAAAAUUCUGACACUGAUCGCAGCGACCAUCCAGGUUCAAGAUCUGAAAGCCGGCGAAUUUGACAAAACAUGAGACUCAUUUAGGGGAUACAAGGGACUUAUAAAUUGAGAUGGUUAUUCUUACAAUUUUUUCGGGGUGCCUCAGACAUUAAAAUGUUGAUAUCUAGGACACUGAACAGGGGGGACAAGGGAUUUUCUUCUUCUUUUCUCUUUAUUUUUUUUUCUCAUUUUGUCGUAUAGGGAGAGAUAAUUUGUCUAUGUAUUGUUAUGGACUUGGUAUUGUGAAGAACCCAUGCGGCCGAGUUUGUGUACAGAAUUGGGCUAGCAA
Messenger RNA from Populus euphratica (Euphrates poplar), 2385 nucleotides. Its product is annotated as probable receptor-like protein kinase At5g18500. Gene Ontology annotation, molecular function: ATP binding; protein kinase activity. Gene Ontology annotation, biological process: protein phosphorylation. NCBI's taxonomy places the organism in Eukaryota, Viridiplantae, Streptophyta, Magnoliopsida, Malpighiales, Salicaceae. The record is from RefSeq and is a predicted model, not a curated record. Bases 597 to 2120 code for a protein of 507 amino acids. The transcript is spliced from 9 exons.